Acanthisitta chloris (rifleman) is the source of this 1761-nucleotide messenger RNA. It is a transcript of the gene HPS1, whose product is annotated as Hermansky-Pudlak syndrome 1. Gene Ontology annotation, biological process: vesicle-mediated transport; melanosome assembly. Gene Ontology annotation, cellular component: BLOC-3 complex. The record is from RefSeq and is a predicted model, not a curated record. Gene Ontology annotation, molecular function: guanyl-nucleotide exchange factor activity. NCBI's taxonomy places the organism in Eukaryota, Metazoa, Chordata, Aves, Passeriformes, Acanthisittidae. The transcript is spliced from 15 exons. Bases 1 to 1761 code for a protein of 586 amino acids.
AUGGCCACCUCUCAGCUCACACUCUGCAAUCGUCGUAGGCUGCGGCCAGCUGAUUCGGACCAGCGGGAGCGUGUAUGGAGCCUGCUGCGGGGCCUGCUGGAGACCUACAGCCACCUGCGGGAGGAGGACCAGAGCUUUGCAGUGGAGGCUGUGGAGCGGCUGAUCCACCCUCAGCUGUGCGAACAGUGCAUCGAGUUCCUAGAGCGACAAGUGGUGCAGUACAUCAAUGCUAGCCCUGAGCGUGGAGGGGAUGAGGUGGUCCAUGCCUUCCUCCUGGUGCACACCAAGCUGCUGGCCUUCUACUCCAGCCGCAACGCCAGCUCUAUCCGCCCAGCUGACCUGCUCAUCCUCAUCCUCCUGGUGCAGGACCUGUACCCCAGCCAGAGCGCCGAGGAGGAGCUCAGUCCCCAGCCCACACCAGGGAAUGUUCUCCCUCAAGGACCCAAGAGAAGUAAGAGCAUUCCUGUGAGUGGCCCUGGCUCCUAUGGAGCUGUAGAGAAGGACUCAGAUGACCCGGACACAGAUGAUCACUCUGUGUCCGAGGUCUAUUACACACCUGAGCCCUCACCAGGCAGACACAGCACAGGCAGCGAGAGCUGGUCAGAGGGUGCUGAAAUACUGAGCACCGGAGAGGCAGACUCUGCAGAUGUCCAGAUGGCAGAGGACUUGAUCCAGACUUUGGGACUUCUGGUCCCUGAAGUUUCAAAUCCCAGAAGGAUCUUCCUGGAUGCCAACCUGCGGGAAGGUUACUGCCCCUUGCUGCCACACAGCAUGCACUGCCUCCCACUAUGGCCAGGCAUCUCCCUCGUGCUCCUGACCAAGGGCCCCAUGACCCAUGUGGCUAUCACCUUGUAUCAGCUGCUGGAUGGUUUCUUGGUGCUGGAGAAGAAGCUGGAAGAGGGGUCAGAGGCAGGAGUCUCACGCUCCUACCCAUUCCUGGCUGAGCUGCGGCAGCGCAUGGAUAAGUUUGUGAAGAAGCUGAGUGGACAGGACAUCCAGUUGCAGAACACCUGGAUGGACUUCAAGAACAAGAUAUUUUCUCGGAAUGAGCCUGGGAGCAACCUGGAGCUGCUACAGGCAGUGGCCAAUGUGAAGCGGCAGCUCUGCUCCAUGUACCGCCAGCUCUUCCUGAUCUCUGCUGGCCAGAGCCUGUCCCAGGGACUGCGGGACCGGGCCCAGAAGCUAAUGAAGGAGAAGCUGCUGGACUGGCGGGACUUUCUGCUGGUGAAGAGCAGGCGCAAUAUCACCAUGGUGUCAUACCUGGAGGAUUUUCCUGGCCUGGUGCACUUCAUCUAUGUGGACCGCACAGCUGGGCAGAUGAUGGCACCAUCACUCAGUGUGACAGAGAAGUCCAGUUCAGAGCUGGGCAAGGGUCCCCUGGCCACCUUCAUCAAGAGGAAGGUCUGGUCCCUGAUCACACUGGCCCGGCGAUAUUUACAGAAGGGCUACACAACGCUUAUGCUGCAGGAUGGUGAUUACUGCUGCUCCUACUUCCUCUGGUUUGAGAAUGAGCUGGGCUACAAGCUGGAGGUGAUGGAGGUGCCAGUCCUGUCUGAUGAUUCUGCUCCUAUUGGGAUGCUGGCAGGAGACUACUACAGGAAGCUUCUGCGUUAUUACAGCAAGAACCACCAGGCAGAGGUAGUGAAGUGCUACGAGCUGCUGACCGUACACCUGGGCAUCAUCCCAUCUGAACUCGUGGUCCAGCAGGCCUGCGACUUGGCCCGACGCCUGUGGGAGCCAUCCCGCAUCCCCCUGCUCUGA